This is a messenger RNA of Anopheles gambiae (African malaria mosquito), 2021 nucleotides long. RefSeq names its product PR domain zinc finger protein 13 (gene Prdm13). The record is from RefSeq and is a predicted model, not a curated record. The coding region runs from base 100 to 1566 and encodes 488 amino acids. Lineage: Eukaryota; Metazoa; Arthropoda; Insecta; Diptera; Culicidae. Gene Ontology annotation, cellular component: nucleus. The transcript is spliced from 2 exons.
GUCGGCACGUGGCGAUGAGAGGUUGUCGCAUCCUGUUUGGGAAGAAUUAAAGGAUUCUGUGAGUGUGAUUGCGUGUGAUUGCGUGGAGAGCGAGAUGUGAUGGUGUUACUUACAAUAAACUUUAAGAACAUAUUGCUGUCUGUCGUGUGCUUUCAAUUCAAUAGUGCAAGUGUCUGUUCAACUAGUGCCAACAUGUUCCCCUCAACGACGUUCGCCACAACGCCGACUGCCGACGGAUCGCCUCCGUUCGUGCGCAAGUUCCGGCCGGAGAUCGAUCUGCACCUUAGCAACGUUAGCCCCGAACCAAUGUCCAACGAUGGGUACGAGGGCUAUGCCGAUCUGUCCUCCCAGUCAUCCACCUCGGCCCCGAUCCCUCGACGUGCUCCAUCUCCUUCCACGUCCGUCUGUGCGCUCGGAUUCCUGCCGAUCGAUUCCGUAUCGAAGGGCUACACCCCGGAGGAAGUGUGCCUGAGGGUGGCCCAUCACACCGUCCACGGUGGCGCCUCGUCGACCGCCCGCACCACGCUGAUACGCAAAUCGUCCUCCACCGGGCUGCUCACGACGAACGAGUCGACCGGUGGCAUGAAAAGCUCGAACUGGAUACGCACGAUCAGGUUGGCGAGUGAUGUGCGCAGCUUUAACGCACUGCUGGAGCUGACCGCGACGCAGCUGCUGCGCAUAAGACUGACCGCCGACGUCGGCAACGGGGAGGAGUUGAAGCUGUGGUUCUCCGAGGAUGUGAUAGCGCACAUGCAAAUCCCCUUCCUGACGCCGGUCAACAUUCAACGUCAAAACUGCUACGUGUGCCACCUCUGCCAGAAGUCGUACGAGUAUCCGAACCCGCUGAAAAUCCAUCUCGCCACCAGCUGCAACCGCGAGCCGCUGGCGACCCUGUGGCACCGGCUGCACCAAGCCCUUGCGGCACGCUACGGUGCCCCCUUCGCGCCCCUGUACGACUUCCAGCCGUGGCGCAAUUCCGCCUUCCGGCCCGUACUGAGCGCGCACGUCGUCAAGCUGGACCAUCACCUGUCGCCACCCCCGGCAGCCCAUCGGCGGCUGCAUCAUGCGCCCGCCCCGGCAGUGGAGCGGGCAGCGGUGGCCGCGGACGAACCGACGGCGGGCGCUACCCAUCUCGUCACCGCGGCGCACCUCGAAACGAUCGUCAGCAACAUGGGCUCCUCGAAGCAGGGCCACGUGUGCAUCUACUGCGGCAAGCUGUACUCGCGCAAGUACGGGCUAAAGAUACACAUCCGCACGCACACCGGCUUUAAGCCGCUCAAGUGCCAGUACUGUUUGCGCCCGUUCGGCGAUCCGAGCAAUCUGAACAAACACAUCCGGCUGCACCGGCAGCACGAUGGGUCGCUGUACGAGUGCAGCCUGUGCGGGAAGAAGCUGGCCCGGCGGAGGGAUUUGCAGCGCCAUCUGCAGGCAAGGCACAAUAGCACGCAAAUCAUCGACCAGUCGACGACCUCCGAGGAGGAGGAGGAGGAGGAGGACGAGGAGGUGGAGGUGCGGCAGAGGAGAGGUGCUUCGGUCGGUGGUGGACGCCGGGAGCCAAACAGUUGAUAGUCGAAGGCCGAAAUUGUCGUCCGGAACGGACGAAAGUCGCUCGUUUGUUAAGUUUGGUAGCUCUUCUGCAAACAACAGAUGUUUCAUUAAAUAGUUUACUAUAUUAUAACGAAAAUGUGUGUAAAUACAACAACGCAUGAUUGCCGAAAGAAAUUUACUUGCCGUCUGCCAGUAGUACAGUUUUCUUGGGUCCGGGGUAGUGGUGUUAAAAACGGAUCUUUUUAAUGAUCGGCUCAGUUCCGGUUCAUUCAUAAAGGUGAUCCGGAUCGUUUGAUCGGAUCAAUCAUUCAAUCGUUCGUUCUCUGCUAAACCUGUCAUUUAAUGCCAAAGAGAAAGAGAACAUCUUCUACAGGGCUCUACCAAGGUUUUUUGGUUGUUUCCCAAUUAUUUUUGAAUGCUUCCCAUGGUUUUUGGUUCGUUCCCACUAUUUAUUGGGCGUUACCCAUAGUUUU